AUGAAGCUUUCAGCGACGCUUUUGGCGUCCGUUGCGCGAUCGCAAUGGACUCCUCCGGAACCAGAACCCUACAGUCAUAUUUUGAGUACCGGAACAGAGUUUAUUGGUGCUAAGAAUCAUCGGGGAACGAUUGAGUUUAAGGGUGUACCUUACGCUCAGGCGCCAACUGGAGAGCUCAGAUGGAAACCGCCAGUUCCAGUUGAGGAAUACAGCGAGGCAAGCUAUGAUUUCAUGAACUACGGAUACAGAUGCAUGAAUUACGGCUGGACGCCUGACAUGCCAAACGCUGACCUCACCGGCGAAGACUGCCUCAACGUUAACGUCCACACGAUGGCAGAAUAUCUCCAACCAGGCGCCGAGAAAAAGCCGAUCAUGGCGUACAUUCACGGUGGAGGAUGGAAUACCGGCUCGAAUCAAGCCGCUUUUCACAAUCUCGUCAAAGCCGGAGUUGUCGAGAUAAAUAUUGGCUACCGUCUCGGUCCUUAUGGAUUUUUAUACGAUGAGACUCAGGAUGAUUUCGACCACAAAGGCAACUUUGGUCUUCUCGAUCAGCGAGCAGCUCUGGCCUGGAUUCAGAAGUUCGGUGGCGAGUUUGGCGGAGACGUCAACAAUGUCAUUCUCGACGGAUGUUCUGCCGGUUCUGCUGCUGGUUGGUGGCAUUUGACGUCGGAAGGCUCCUGGCCCUAUUUCCACAAGGCCAUCACAAACGGAGUCGGCUUGAACUACGCUUUCGGUGGGCACGAUCUCUCGAUUGCGACUGGUUUGACUCAGGCGACUCUUGAUGCAGCUGGCUGUGCUGAUGUCGAUUGUUUGAGAUCGAUGCCAGCGGAAGAGCUGAAUCCGCAUUUCAGAAAUGCGAAAAGGGUUGACGGAGCUUUCCAUCCGACGAAACUGGCACUUCAGCCAGGUUGGGGUCCUGUCAUCGAUGGGGGCUUCUUGUCAGCUUCACUGGUCGAUAACGUUCGCGACGGGACGAUUCGACCGAACACGCCGAUCAGCUUCAAUUAUGCGGAGCACGACGCGUGGAGCAUGACUGAUGGUGGAUUUAAUGCCGCUAUUAAGAAUAUCCCUGCAUUCGCUCCACAUACUAACGCAAUCAAGGAUCUUCAAGCAGCUGGUUUCAAAGUUCCGUCUGACUUUACCGAUCUCUACUUCAAAGAAGUCUUUGGCGAAGACGUCUUCAAUACGUACAUCUCCCCCGAACUCGGCUGCCCCAAUUCAGCAUCCGGCGAGACAGUCGAAUGCAAAGAGCAGUUCUUCCGAUGGAUUCAGGGACAAACUUGGGUCUGCAACUCAAGAUAUGCUUUCAGUGGGGCACCAAGUACUGAUACAAACAUUGGACCGAUCUAUCCGAUGGAGUUUGGCUGGAGAACUUGCGAAGAAGUCGAUGGAGUCAAAACGAAAACGUGUCAUUGUGGAGAAUCCGGAUAUGUGAAUUCGUUGAGAAGCGCCAAUCCAAAUAUGCCAGAGGACGAGCAAGCUUUGAUCGAGUGGACUUCCGAGUACUGGGUUAAUUUCUUCAACACUGGUACCUUUCCCUCCACCGUAGGAUCGAUGCUGUCCAUCCAGGACUUGCCCAACAUUAACACUGUCAACUACAUCAAUCCUUCUGGUAACCUUGAGCAUCCAGAAACAAACGUUGCCGUAUGCGAUGUCCUCAACGCGAUGGUUGAAGAGUUCGGCGCCGACGAUGUUUUCGGCGGCGCUCACUGGUUCUACGAGCACGGGCCAAUGGGACCACAGCCCUGCGACGACGUUGAUUGCGGCGACAACAAAGUUUGCGUGAACAACGACGACGGAGUCACCACAACCUGCAUUUGCGAAGAUGGUUUCAUCGAAGUCGGCGACGCUUGUGUCGACGAUCCUUGCGUGCCAAGUCCUUGUCACGAGAAAGCAACAUGCACCUCAACUAGCUCUAGCGAAUUCACGUGCGAGUGCAAACCCGGCUACAGUGGGGAUGGCUACAGUUGCAUAACUGAUAGCAAUGUGAAGUUGACGUUGAGUUCCAACGGCGCAACUUUCAUCGGCGAGCUUACAAGUGACGACAUCGCAUUUUUCAAAGGAAUUCCCUACGCCGCCGAUUUUACCGAACGAUGGACUCCUUCCGAGGCCCGAGACGCGAACGGCUACGAAGUAAAAGAGCACGACUUCACCGUCUACGGCCCUAUGUGCAUGACGAAAAACAGCAAAUCCACUCAGGAUAAUUUUGACCAGUUUGACGAACAGUGUCUCAACGUCAAUGUGAUGACAAAGCCAGAAUGGCUGACUGAUGGGACAAAACAUCCGAUUCUGAUUUACAUUCAUGGAGGUGGCUUCAACUCAGGUUCCAAUCGAUCGAAAUUCACGAAUCUCGUCAAUGAACAGGGAAUCAUGGUGGUUUCUGUGAACUACCGACUCGGGCCUUACGGUUUCUUCUACGACACGAAAACACCCGAUGUUGAUGGACCAAGAGCAAAUUUUGGCCUUCUUGAUCAGCGAGAAGCGAUGAAGUGGACACAGACCUUCGGCGCCGAGUUUGGAGGAGAUAUCGACCAAGUCACUGUUUCUGGCUGCUCGGCUGGAAGUGACGCUACUUGGUGGCAUCUGACCGAAGAACUCUCCUGGCCAUAUUUUAACCGGGCAAUCACAAAUGGUGUUGGUUUGAAUGCGGCUUAUGGGUCGCACGAUAUCGAAAUUGCAUCGGGCCAGGCACAGUAUGUUAUCGACAACUCCAUUUGCGCUGGUGAGCCGGACGAAGAAGUGAUCGACUGUCUUCGUGGACUAGAUAACCACGAUGAACUCAACGAGCUCUUCCGAGAUGCGACCGACAACGUCUACCACCCGAUCAAGCUUGCCCUUGAGCCUGGAUGGGGUCCAGUAAUCGAUGGCGACUUCAAGUCCGAAUCUCUCAUGGACUCAGUCAUGAACGGAAACGUCAAGCCAAACUGCCCGAUCAGUUUCAAUUUCGCUCGGGACGACGCCUGGGGAUUCACAAAUGGAGGAUUCCGAUCAUGCACCGGCCGUAUGCCAGCUUUCGCCGAUUCGGAGGAAGCUAUCAGAGAUCUUCAGCGAGAAGGAUUCGAAAUUCCAUCCGACUACACUGACAUUUACUUCAAAGAAGUCUACGGCCCAGAACUUUUCUCCUCGAACAUCGAAAGUCAAUUUGGCUGUCCUAACAAUGCCGAUGGAUCGGCAAAUGAGUGCAAAGAGCCCUUCCACAAUUACGUAAUGGGAACAACCUGGACUUGUAAUUCUCAGUGGGCACUGGCAGGUGCUCCAGUAACCGACCCGAACAUCGGCCCAAUCUACCCAAUGGAGUUCUCUUGGCCAACUUGCGUCAAGAACGAUCUCGACGAAAACACUCGAACUUGCCACUGCUCCGAAAACGGCUACAUUAUCGGAAGCAAGCCAAUUGCCGAUUACAUGUCCGACGAUGAGAAAUUUAUGCAGCAGAAGAUGCGAGACUACUUCGGCCAAUUCAUGCGAGACGGAACUUUCCCUUACGAUCCGGAAUUUGGAGAAAUGAAGGAUGUCAAGAGCCUAAACGGCGAAUUCAAUCACAUCAAUAUGGGAAUUGAGCAUUACCGAUCCUACCCGGACACUUGCGACGCUUUGUUCAGUCUUGCCUCCGAAAUCGGAGCUGUCAAUGUCUUCGGAAAUGCUUACUGGUACUACGAGCACGGAUCACGUGAGUAA
Molecule: messenger RNA, 3675 nt
Organism: Oikopleura dioica
Lineage: Eukaryota; Metazoa; Chordata; Appendicularia; Copelata; Oikopleuridae
Source: the annotation of a GenBank genome assembly